Molecule: messenger RNA, 555 nt
Organism: Symbiodinium natans
Lineage: Eukaryota; Dinophyceae; Suessiales; Symbiodiniaceae
Source: the annotation of a GenBank genome assembly
AUGUGCUCUGCGAAAGCAAAGGUGAUGCAGCCUGCAGAGCAUCAGCUUAAAGUUUCUACGCCACAAGAUGCAAACGAAACAAAGGCAAUCGUCUUUAGUUUUUCGGGAGGUGCCCGACAGCCAAAUGAUAGCAGGUUGGCCUGCCGAAUGUUUCCUGCAGCCACUGCUGUGAUUCCCGUCACAACCACAGAGUUGGCUCUGCAGUUCGGAGCUUUCGCGGCUUUUCUAUGGGCUGUAUUGAACUCCUUUGGACAUUCCCAGCAGCAGUUGAUUCUUAGCGGGCACUCGCUCGGUGUGACUUUGGCCCAAGCAGUGGCACGGUACUUGGAACGCCUUGGCAUUGAUGUAGCUGCCAUCGUGGCUAUGGACCCGCGGUGCAACGCAGGAGAUGUUGUGCAGGAGGCUGGAUUUCUUUCGGCGCUGACCAACGCUGUACCUGCCAAUGUCCGCCUAGAGGCUCUGCAGCUGACGUGCAGGGCACCCUUCGUGCCCUUUCACUUCAAGCUCGAGCACAGAAGUCGCGUGGACAGCGAGAUGGCGAAGAUGCAACACUAG